Molecule: messenger RNA, 3492 nt
Organism: Acinonyx jubatus (cheetah)
Lineage: Eukaryota; Metazoa; Chordata; Mammalia; Carnivora; Felidae
Product: interferon lambda-1-like
Exons: 1
Coding region: 971-1543 (190 amino acids)
Biological process (GO): defense response to virus; cell surface receptor signaling pathway via JAK-STAT; positive regulation of immune response
Molecular function (GO): cytokine activity
Source: RefSeq, a predicted model, not a curated record
UCAAGCCCCGCGUUGGGCUCUGUGCUGCCAGCUCGGAGCCUGGAGCCUGCUUCAGAUUCUGUGUCUCCUUCUCUCUCUGCCCCUCCACCGUUCACACUCUGUCUCUGUCUCUCAAAAAUAAAUAAACACUGAAAAAAAAAAAAACUGUAGUACUGGCAUAAAGAUAGACUUAAAGACCAAUGGAACAGAAUAGAGCCCAAUAAACCCUCGCAUAUAUGAUCAAAUGAACUUCAACAAGGGUACCAAGAAUAUACAAUAGGGCAAGGACAGUCUCAACAAAUGGUGGUGGGGAAACUGGAGAUCCAAACGCAAAAGACUGAAGUUAGACCUUACCUUACGCCACAUAUAAAACUUAACUCAAAACGGAUUAAAGGCCUAAAUGUGAGAUCUAAAACUAUAAAACUCCUAGAAGAAAACACAGCGAAAAGUUUCGUGACAGUGAAUCUGGCAAUGAUUUCCUGGAUGUGACACCAAAAGCACGGGUAACAGAAGCAAAAGUACACAAAUGGGACCACAGCAAACGAAGACUGCCUUCAAAGGGAAGCCACUUCUGCCGCUCAGGCACCCUCGCCCACACUCCUCGCCCCGGCACCUGCCUCGGCCUCGGUAAGGGGCUCCCCACAGUCAGCUGAAGGCUGCCCCAGAGAGUCCUAAACGCGGUUGUCCAGACACUGGACUUCUCAGAAACAAGGCGUUCUCCUAUGAGGGAAUUUCAGUUUCUCUUUCCUUCUUGGCACAAGUCCAGGGAAGGGACUCGUCGGAUGCCCUUUCUCUGCGGCUCAGGCAGCCUCACCCACACCCACGUGCUCACCUGCUUCAGCGACUAGCUCCGCCUACUUAGGCCUUUUCAGGCCCAGUGGAGAUUCCAAUUUCCACUUGCCUUUUCACUUUACAUACAUCAGCUGGGAUUGCCCAGCGAGCCUGGCUAAAAGCGGAGCCAUGCGGCCAGGGAAGCAGUCGAGAUCGGGCCAUGGCUCCAGCUUGGGUUGUGGUGCUGGUGACCGCGGUGCUGGGCUUGACCAGCGCGGGCCCUGUCCCCACUUCCAGGCCCCCCGCAACCAGGAGGGGCUGCCACGUGGGCAAGUUCCCAUCUCUGUCGCCGAGGGAGCUAGAAGCCUUCAAGAAGGCCAGGGACGCCUUAGAAGAGUCACUCCCGCUGAAGAACUGGAGCUGUGGCUCUCGCCUCUUCCCCAGGACCAGGGACCUGAUUCGACUGCAGGCCUGGGAGCGCCCUGCGGCCUUGGAGGCUGAACUAGACUUGACGCUGAAGGUCCUGGGGAACAUGACCGACUCAUCCCUGGGUGUCGUCCUGGACCAGCCCCUUCGUGUGCUGCGCCACAUCCACUCCGAGCUCCAGGCCUGUGUCCGGGCUCAGCCCACGGCAGGACCCAGACCCCGUGGCCGCCUGCACCACUGGCUGCACCGGCUCCAGAGGGCCCCAGAGGAGUCCCAGGGAUGCCUCGAGGCCUCCGUCACGUUCAACCUCUUCCGCCUCCUCACGCGGGACCUGAAGUGUGUCACCGGUGGAGACCUGUGUGUCUGAAAACCUGGACCCGACCCCAGCCCGUCCGGGACCCAGACCUUCCGUAUGCACCAGGCCUCAUCCUUCCUUAAGUUAUUUCCUUUCAAUCCCUUAUUUAUGGACCUGCAGCCCCGCUCCAUAGCCAUAAGAAAUGUUUAUUUUUUUACUUUUGUGCAAUGUGCAGCAAAUAAACAGUAAGGAAGAGAGAAAAAAAAAAGAGCCAACUACUCUGGAGAUGGAGAGAACAGAGGAACAUGUUAAACAACAGUGGGAGCUGCAAUCGGCAAAGUGCAGACUCUAGUGAACUCUAAAGGACUAAAAAUCCAGCUUGACAAAAACAUUUCAAGGAAAAAAAAGAGAAAGAUAGGGUCCCUAUACUCUACAGGAACAGCUUUGAGGGUAACGGUGAUUUAAAGGUCUAUCCACGAAAUGCAAUAUGGAGACCUUAUUUGAGCCCUGAUACAAACUGUUUUUAAAAUAUGAAUUUAGGGGCACCUGGGUGGCUCAGUCGGUCAAGCGUCCAACUUCGGCUCAGGUCAUGAUCUUGCAGUUCGUGAGUUCGAGCCCCGCGUCAGGCUCUGUGCUGACAGCUCGGAGCCUGGAGCCUGCUUUGGAUUCUGGGUCUCCCUCUCUCUGCCCCUUCCCCGCUCAUGCUCCAUCUCUCUCUGUCUCUCAAAGAUGAAUAAACGUUAAAAAACAAUUUUUUUAAUAUGAAUUUAUACAACUGGACAUCAGAACAUUGACUGCCUAUCUAUCGCUAUUAAAGAAUUAUAAAAAUUUAGAUGUGAUAAUGGUAUGGUGUUUUAAAAGUCCCUUGUCUUUUAGAGACACAUACUGAAAUAUUCCACUGAAGCAGAUGUCUGGAAUUUCCUUCAAAGGAAUUUAGGAGGGAAGUGGAUGGACAGGUAAAAAGGAAACCAGGUUGGCCACAAGUUGGUAGCUGUUAAAUCAUGGAAGCUGGGUUCAUUUGUACCUCUUUUGUAAAUAAGAUGGUUUCUUAAAUGAGAAUAUGGGCCGGGGGAGGGGGGUGGCGUUUAAGCAAGAUAAUGGCUCAUUCCUCUCUUACAUAAAAACUCUGGAGGUAGGCAGGGCAGGCUGGCUAUGAUGGCGGCUUCUUAAGCAUCAGGGACCCAGCCGCUCCCAACCGCCCCUCCCUCAUCACUUGGCUUCUGCCUCAGAGUCUCACUGGGCCGCUCCAUUCCAACCAGGAAGGAGGCUCAGGUGGGAAGAAGAAAAGAUCCUUCAAAGACAUGUCUGAGAAGCCACACGAACCACUUCUCCGUCCCACUGCCCAGACACGGCCACAUGACCACGCCUGGCUGCAGGAGCGGCUGGGGAAGGCAGUCUUUACCCUGGAUGGCCAUGUGCCUAAAAAUCGGGGCUUCUAUUACCAAGGGAGAAAGGGUGGGAGGAGACAGGGGUUCAACUCAAAGCGUCUGCCACAGCUCUUCUCUCUCUCUCUGAGACUGGUAAUCGGGCGGGCGGGGUGCCACAGAUCGGUGCUCGAAGCGGGCAGCAGGGCUACUGGGCAGCUGGCGGGCACGAUGUUAAACAUGCUUGUCGUUUACAUACACAGAUUAAGCAAUCUGCUCUGAAGCCACCACUCUGCUCCGGGCGCAGCAGCAAGUGUCUGGCUUCCUCCGCUCUCCCAGGCUAGGUGCGCAUCUCUAGGAAGCCGCUCUUCCUGGCGGUGCCAUUUCCUGGGCUGCAGCUAAAACCCAACCCAGCUCUUGGGCCUCGGUCUGGCCCAAGGCCUGGAUUAUUUGUUCACCGGCGCACGAAAUGGAGAAACCUGCUAUUCUCUGACCGCUGAGGGGCCUUGUAGGGGCCGACCCGGCAGUGGUCACCGUCAUGCAGAGACCCUGCUGCUACCAAAAGCCAGGAUGUCCCAGGGCUCCUGGGUGGCUCAGUCAGCUAAGUGUCCAACUUCAUCUCAGGUCAUGAUCUCACGGUUCAUGGGUUCGAGCCCC